Medioppia subpectinata is the source of this 669-nucleotide messenger RNA. NCBI's taxonomy places the organism in Eukaryota, Metazoa, Arthropoda, Arachnida, Sarcoptiformes, Oppiidae. The record is from the annotation of a GenBank genome assembly.
UCUGCCGCUCUCCCAAAUGGCGGGCGAAUUGUCUGUAUUUCUUCGUUUCGAAACGACUCUCACAUCAAAUCAGUCGAGGAUUCGGUCAAAGAGUUGAUAACCGAAAGAAAUGAAUUGAUUUUAAAACAAAGAAAAGUGGAUCCAAACUGUCAGUUAUUGACCACAACUUUCUGCGAAUUGGUUUUUAUCAAUACGUUUCCCAUCGAAGACCAGUCGACCACUUCUAAGAUCAUUGAAAUACCGAGACAUCAGUUGAACUCAUUUAUCUCAUCCGAAGUUUAUUCGGUAAAAUCGGGUCGUUUUCUGGCGUCAAAACUGUCGGCAUUAGUGUUGAAUCACUACGAGUUGGCCUCGACUACAGUCACCGGUAUUCCCAUGAAAGAGGAACAGAACGCCAGCUCUUCAGCCAACUAUGACGUGGAGAUCUUGCACUCAAACAAAGCGCACUCCGACUCAUUCAGAUCCGGACUUAUUAACAAUGAAGACGUUUGUAUGCAAACAAGUAAUGAUUACCACACAAUCAAACUUCGAUGGAUAACUCCUCGAACCAAUGCUCUUGAGCUCCACUACUGUACGACCGCUCAUAGGAUCACAUCUGUCGAUGUGAACAGUCGACCGGCCAGUUGUCUAACAAACUUCUUGCUGUCUGGACGGACAGUGAUGUUAGAG